Messenger RNA from Rhinichthys klamathensis goyatoka, 1456 nucleotides. RefSeq lists its product as uncharacterized. Bases 77 to 1252 code for a protein of 391 amino acids. The transcript has 6 exons. Lineage: Eukaryota; Metazoa; Chordata; Actinopteri; Cypriniformes; Leuciscidae. The record is from RefSeq and is a predicted model, not a curated record.
AAACAAACGGUCUGGAUUCUCCAUUUUGACACGGUCUGAAUUUUGUCUACUCCGGUAACAGAAGAACAAAAAUAACAUGCCCAAAAGUUGUUGCGUGGUGAGCUGCACCUCAAAUGUUUUUAAAACACCCGGUUUAAAAUUUAUACCUUUACCAUGCCGAAUAAAACAAGCGGAAAGAAGAAUGUUAUGGCUUCAGGAGAUAAAGAGGGAAGCACCAGAUGGAGGGUUGUGGGACCCAAAGACCCCUCACACAUAUGUAUGUGGGAAGCAUUUCAUAACAGGAAGCCAUGUUAAAGAACCCCUGCACCCGGAUUUUGUGCCCACAAUAUUUCCUUACCGUACUGUGGCAGGCCCAAACCAGAAAUUGAAUAGGUAUAAACACGCCAGGAAACGUGAGCAGACGUCACCCCUUCUCAAACGCAAGGUGGCAAAAACGACUGCUGUGAGCCCAGAUCUACCUACAAUUCUCGAUGAAGACCAUUGCCCAGCUGACAACGAUGAUGCUGACGAUGUGCCUGAUGAAAUGCGUGAGUCAAGGAACUGCCUGUCAUCUUAUUCUUUGGAGGAAAAUGAUGGAAAGUGCCGACAGAUGACUGGACUCAGCUGGACGAUGUUUUUGAGCCUAUUUACAUUUCUUAACCAGUUUGUGAAGAGGCGAGGCUGCAUCUCCCUUCCACCGCGGGACCAGCUGUUUAUUACACUGAUAAAACUACGUCAAAACCCAUCCUUUUUUUUCUUAAGUCACGUUCUGAAAAUGCCUCAAACAACUGUCAGGCAAAUUUUUAUCCGAUGGCUUGACCUGAUGUAUGGGAACAUUUCCUUUUUAGUUCACUGGCCUGAUAGGGAAUAUUUUUCACUGAUACCUCCAAAAAUGAAGGCCCAGUUCCCACGACUCACAGCAAUCAUAGAUUGUUUUGAAAUCAGGACAGAGUACCCCAGCAACCUUAAAGCUAGAGCAAAAUCAUACUCUAACUACAAGAAAUGGACAACAGUGAAAUAUCUAAUAGCAUGCAGUCCAUCUGGCAGCAUUACAUUUUUGUCAAAUGGAUGGGGAGGAAGGGCCUCUGAUGUGCAUAUUUUCCGACAGUCAGGAUUCCUGUCCUCAGUGUACCAUUCUCCAGGUGAUCAGAUAUUAGCAGACAGGGGGUUUACCCUCCAGGAUGACUUUGCCCUCCUCGGUGUCGAGCUGCUAACAUUCAUUCACAAAAGGAAGGAAGCAGUUACCUGGGGGAGAGGUGGAAAUGUCUCGUAGGAAGUCAAACAUCCGGAUUCAUAUUGAGCGGGUGAUUGGUGUGCUGAAAGGUCGCUUUCACAUCCUUGACGGUCCACUCCCUCGCUGUCUGGUUCAGUCUGCACAGGACAAAAACUAUGGGCAAGCAACAGUUGACAAACUUGUAAAUGUUUGUGCAGCACUUGUAAACAUGGCACAAAGUAUUAUUAAAUAAAUACUAAAGUA